CAUUCUCAUUCCAUAUCCAGUAAUCCACCAUGAAAUCGGUUGUUCUUCUCGCGCUUGCUGGUGCAGCUUCUGCGCAUUAUACCUUUCCCGCUCUCAUAUCCGGAGGGACGACGUCUGCCGAUUGGGAGUAUGUACGUGACUGGACUGGUUCAUACACAUACAACCCCGUCGAGGACGUAUCCUCCCUCAACAUCCGCUGCAAUGUAGACGGUUCGACAAAUUCCGCCGGCACUCUGUCGGUUGCCGCUGGCUCUGAGAUUGGCUUCACUGCAAGCCCCAACAUCUACCACCCUGGCCCGGUUCUGGCAUACUUGGCGAAGGUGCCAUCCGGACAAACCGCUGCAACCUGGGAUGGAAGCGGUGACGUUUGGUUCAAGAUAUAUGAGGAUGGACCAUCGGGACUUGGUACCCAGCUCGUCUGGCCCUCAAACUCGGCUUCAACUGUGGGCUUCACCAUUCCAGCUGCCACACCUGACGGCGAUUACUUGCUCCGCGUGGAGCACAUUGCCCUCCACGUUGCGCAAAGCUCUGGAGCUGCACAAUUCUACCUCUCAUGUGCGCAGAUCACUGUCACUGGCGGUGGAAGUGGAACGCCAGGUCCACUUGUUGCAUUCCCUGGAGCGUAUUCCGCGUCAGACGCAGGAAUCCUCAUCAAUAUCAACUACCCUGUUCCCACAAGUUAUACUCCGCCGGGACCGGCCGUGUGGUCGGGAUAAGGUAGGGAGUAGUAGACAGACACAGAAUAAAUGUAUACACGGGAUAAAUAAACUAGAAGAUAAAUUGAACAAUGGUAC
Molecule: messenger RNA, 794 nt
Organism: Pseudogymnoascus verrucosus
Lineage: Eukaryota; Fungi; Ascomycota; Leotiomycetes; Thelebolales; Thelebolaceae
Exons: 3
Coding region: 30-716 (228 amino acids)
Source: RefSeq, a predicted model, not a curated record